GGCUUUCAUAUGCGACGCGUUGGAGAACUACUUGGCCCCCCUGGUGGAGCACAUGAGAAAACACGUCAACGUCUACAGUGGCUCCGUCGUCAGAGGGGGCGGUAAUUGGGACCUCGCCGUCCGCGUCCUCAACAACAAGGAGCGCGAGUUCAGCGUGAUAUUGGGUUGGAUUGGCGUGGAUGGCGCGCUCCUCAAGCCUGUCAUUGCGAGCAAAACCGAGGACCUUGUCGACCUUCUCCCCGACCUCGACGACGUCGUAUCCAGCCUCAAACGUGACCGCCUAGAAGCAGGCUUGGGCCUGGCCGCCAGCGCGCCCAUUUGCCACUGCACGGACGUCUACGGCAAGCAUCGAUUGAAGCUCGCCGAAUUCUACAUGGGCAAAUACCCCGAACAGACGACUACCGUCGUUGCCGACACUCCGAAAGCCGACGGUUCGCAGGCAGUGGAUCGCUUCAGUGAGCCCCUGACAGCCAUCGCUGGCGACCCCGUUCACGACGCCGCCGCCUCGCGGCCGAUCGAUGCCCACCGCGAGCUGUCCGAGGUCAUUGCGUUGCGGCGGUGCGCGAGCCCGUCGUGCAACGACUGCCGGGAUUUCAUUCACGACCACCAGGACAUUUUGUCACGUUUGUCAGCGCCGCCUCCGGACGCCCCGCCUGCCGGGCAAGCGCCUGCGCGCCCGCGCGCGCAGGAUCUGUCGGAGGCGGGCGUGACGCUGCUCAGAACCGCUGUCGAGAAGACCGCGGCGACGUUCCAGGCAAGCAUGGGCGCUGAUGCCGACGGAGCCGCGGACCUUCGACGAUUCCUGCAGUUGCCGAACGUGUCGAAGUGCCGCCUUUGGAAGAAGGAGUUCGGCGCGUACCCCCCGCGGGGAGUGGUGUCGCGCAUCGCGCGGCGUGCUGGGGUUCAAGUGGAUUCGUCCAUGGCCUUUCGCGGGCACGCCUCCCCGAAGCAGUUCAAGGCGGAGAAGCAGCCCGAGCGGGUCCGUGGCCUUCGCAGCGUCUGGACCGCCAAGGUCCGGGCGCAUUACCGUCGCCUCUUGAAGCCACUGCGAGUUGAGGGCCUGUGGGCCUGGCAGUCGGCGGCGCGGGCGAUCCGGGCCGCGGGGGUGCCCGUUCAGUCGGGCACCGUGCCCGUGGAGCGCCUGUGGGAGUGUCUUAAGGGGAUGCUCCCGCGGGGCGCUCGCACGGUGUCGCUGCGCUGGUUCAACGUCCUCAGCCAGCUCGCUUUCCUGCGGUUUAAUUACCGCCACUACGGCGCUGGUUGUUUGCCGCCGUGGGCAGAGCGAGACGCCCUGCUGGCGCAGCGCUUGGAGGCCGUUGUCAUGCUCGGGGUUGAGCUCGAGGAUGACGACGGCCUCGACCAUUUGAAGCACUUGUUCGCACCCUUCCUUUGA
Molecule: messenger RNA, 1393 nt
Organism: Prorocentrum cordatum
Lineage: Eukaryota; Dinophyceae; Prorocentrales; Prorocentraceae
Source: the annotation of a GenBank genome assembly